CGCUAGUUCCCUUACCCUUUUCUUAGUUCAGUCACCGGAGCUGCUGCAUAGACAGAACCACCACGAUGGAAUCCAUCCAGGUUGCAAACAUCGCUUUUGUGGUCGACGUAUUCAAAAAAUUGAGUGAAAAGGAUAAAACGGCCAAUAUUAUUUUUGCUCCCCUUUGCACUUCGACUUCUCUGGCUCUCGCCUAUAAAGCCGCUCAGGGUGAUACAGCAACCCAAAUGAAACAGGGCCUCCAUCUAGAAAAUGUCAAAGAUGUUCCUUUUGGCUUCCAAACACUAACAGCAGAUACUUCCAAACUUAGCUCUUUUUAUUCGCUGAAAAUGGUCAAACGGCUCUAUGUAGAAAAAUCCCUGAGCCCCACUACGGAGUUUAUCAGUUCUAUCAAAAGACCUUUCCCAUCAGAAUUUGAGCUGGUCGAUUUUAAAGACAAAGCAGAGGACACCAGGGUACAAAUCAACAAAUCUGUUUCUGACUUAACUGACGGCAAAAUGGAGAACAUUUUGGUUGAGGGGACUGUUAAUGACCAGACAAAGAUCAUCCUCAUAAAUGCAGCCUAUUUUACAACAAACUGGAUGAAGAAAUUUCCUGAGGAACAAAUCAAAGAAUGCCCUUUCAGAAUAAACAAGACUGAAACCAAACCAGUGCAGAUGAUGAACUUGGAAGCCACGUUUUGCCUGGGUUACAUAAAUGAUUUGAAAACCAAGAUUCUGGAACUCCCUUGUCACAACAAACACAUGAGCAUGCUCAUCUUACUACCUAAAGAUAUUGAAGAUGAUACUACAGGCUUGGAGCAGCUUGAGAAAGAGUUAACACCCGAGAAGCUCCUGCAAUGGACCAAUCCCAGUGCAAUGGCCAACGCCAAAGUGAAUGUGUUUCUUCCUAAAUUCAAGAUCAACGGGGAGUAUGAUUUCAAGCCAGUUUUAGAAAGCCUUGGCAUGACCCACCCGUUUGAUGAAAAUGUGUCUGAUUUCUCUGAAAUGUCCGAGACCAAAGGGGUGGUUCUGUCACAGGUGCUCCACAGAGUCUCACUGGACGUGGUUGAAGACGGGGCAGACUCCCGAGACGUGCCGGGAUACCGGAUCCUACAACACAAAGAUGAAUUUAAAGCUGACCAUCCAUUUGUUUUCUUAUUUAGGCACAACAAAACUCGCAACAUUAUUUUUGCUGGCAGAUUCUGUUCUCCUUAAAUGGAACAUGAGAAAAUCUAGAUUUAUAAAUAUAUAUAUUGCUUCCCCUUUUCUACGACCCUUUGAAACCCAAGUAUCAAGUUUUGAAAGAUAACUAAGAUGCUUUCUAGCUCGAGUAGGAAGUAUAAUUUUAUAUGAAACUCAUAUUCAAACAAGAUAUUCGAAGCAGAUAUGCAUAAUUUUUAUAGGCAGCCGGGGAACCGUUUUAUUCUAUGACUUUAAAACAAUGCAGCUAAUCUCCCUCAUUUGAGGGAAUGGUUAGAAUUUGGAGGGCAACGCUUCAAAUGAUUGUCUGGAUCUAAAAAAAACACUAUCUAGCUAGAACAACAGUUAGUUACUAAUAGGGUGAUUUCCCACAGUGCAUUCAGCAGAGCUCAACUUGAGUCGGCCGGGCAGGAAUGUACUCAAUUACAAGGCAGCUCCACUUGUGAAACUCUAGAAGAAUAAAUUUACAUUCAGAACAGCCCUUACAGAGAAACAACAGCCUCAUUUAAUAUAGGCAUUCCCUCCGCCGGAGAUUUCUGUUUGAACCAACAAACCACAGAACAAGCUGUCACAAGUUACAGUCCCCUGCUUCGUUUCAGUCCAACAAAUGCUUUCCGGCUCCGUGAGUUUCCGGCUGUACGCAUGCUCUCAAUGGUUGAUUAUGAUUGGCUGGCCAAAAGCGUGCCGUGAUUGGUUAUAGGGAAACUAAGCCCUGAUUGGGCAGAGACAGGAAUGAUGCAAUUGGCUGGAGGGGCGAGUCGAGUCGAGCUCAACAGACAGUCCGCGCAACCUUGAGCUCGACACGAGUUCAUUCAAAAGUACUAGGUCGGAGCAGGGAUCGAGAAGUCCCGGCUUAGGUGAGUCGAAGGAGAAUCAGACUUGCGUCGAGAUCUGUGCCUGUGCGGACUACCCGAGCCGGACACAAGUCGAGCUCUGCUGUUAAUGUGCUGUGCGGAAUCACCCUAAAACUGUUACUGGAACUGUACAAAUCUUAUAUUGCUAGGAGUAAACAAGUAGGAGAUCACAAAUCAUCUGGCAACUUGUGAAGGUAGAUUCUGAGCUGGAGGCCUGUAGGGAGGGUGGGGAGGAUUUAAUCAUCCACUUUACAUGGAUUUGAAUAACCGAAGUGCCCCCCCCCCCCAAUCCUGUCAGCUUUGAAAGGAGACAGGCACCUGUCUUGCUCUUCUGUGUUUUCUCUCUCAAGGCUAAAAGGAUUGUAUGUGUGUGUGUGUGUGGGGGCACUCUCAGUCAACAACUGGGUAUUAAACUAUCUUUCCUCCCAGCCCCCCAGCCCCAUAGCCUCACUCUGAAUUGAGGCCAUUAUUUGCCCUUCUCUGCACUAAUUAUGGUGCCCAAACCAUACUUAAGGGGAUAUGGCACUACCUAUGAUCUUUCUGAUAAGCACAAAGAGGGCAAGCGCAUAUAUUUUGCCACUUCAACACUUCAGUACUCAUGAUUGGAUACCCAGAUUUUUGAGAUGUGUUUGUGUGUACUGAUGGAGCGAAAUACCAGCACUGGUUGAUUCAUGCCCUAUGGAAACUCAAGUAUUGGAAGGAUUCUGAGUAGUUCAAUAUUUCCUUAAACAUUUUGAGGUCCGCAAUUUUAAUGACUCUUAAUGAAUUUUAAUGAAUUUUAAUGGAGCAGCAGUGGCGUAGGAGGUUAAGAGCUCGUGUAUCUAAUCUGGAGGAACCGAGUUUGAUUCGCAGCUCUGCCGCCUGAGCUGUGGAGGCUUAU
Messenger RNA from Sphaerodactylus townsendi, 2912 nucleotides. It is a transcript of the gene SERPINB5, whose product is annotated as serpin family B member 5. Gene Ontology annotation, biological process: negative regulation of endopeptidase activity. Bases 66 to 1193 code for a protein of 375 amino acids. The record is from RefSeq and is a predicted model, not a curated record. Gene Ontology annotation, molecular function: serine-type endopeptidase inhibitor activity. NCBI's taxonomy places the organism in Eukaryota, Metazoa, Chordata, Lepidosauria, Squamata, Sphaerodactylidae. The transcript is spliced from 7 exons.